Stegostoma tigrinum is the source of this 2613-nucleotide messenger RNA. It is a transcript of the gene gnpnat1, whose product is annotated as glucosamine-phosphate N-acetyltransferase 1. Gene Ontology annotation, cellular component: endoplasmic reticulum-Golgi intermediate compartment; Golgi apparatus; endoplasmic reticulum. The transcript has 6 exons. The record is from RefSeq and is a predicted model, not a curated record. Gene Ontology annotation, molecular function: glucosamine 6-phosphate N-acetyltransferase activity; monosaccharide binding. NCBI's taxonomy places the organism in Eukaryota, Metazoa, Chordata, Chondrichthyes, Orectolobiformes, Stegostomatidae. Gene Ontology annotation, biological process: UDP-N-acetylglucosamine biosynthetic process. Bases 139 to 693 code for a protein of 184 amino acids.
GACGUCACCGCGUCCUUGCGUGCCCCCUUUGCCACGUCCCUGCUUGAAGGUUAGGCCCCUCCCGUGCGGCUCGAAUCCGGAAAGGAAGCCGCUGAAGAGCUUCCCUUUGCGGAGUACCAACUGAGCCCUCCUCUUGCCAUGAUUCUUGAUGACACACCGUUGUUUGAUCCGAUCAUGUUACAUGACCUGGAUUGGAGCCAGAAUAUGGUGAAAUUUUCUCCUGAAAUUUCUCCUCUGAACCCUGGGGAUGGAUUAAUUAUGAGGCCUCUCUGUACUGCUGACUUCAAUAGAGGUCUCUUCAAGGUACUUGCACAGUUAACAAAAGUAGACCAAGUUGCACCUGAAAUAUUUAUCAAAAAGUUUGAGCACAUGAAACAAACUGGAGAUUAUUAUACCGUUGUCAUUGAAGACACACAUCUUGGACAGGUUAUUGCUACAGCAACGCUAAUAAUUGAACAUAAAUUUAUACAUUCUUGUGCAAAGCGAGGGAGAAUAGAAGAGGUUGUCGUGAGUGAUGAAUGCAGAGGAAAGCAACUUGGGAAACUGUUAGUUUCAGCCCUCACACUUCUCAGCAAGAAACUCAACUGUUACAAAAUUACAUUAGAGUGCCUACCAAAGAAUGAAGCCUUCUAUCAAAAGUUUGGAUAUAAAGCUACAGAAGAAGUGUACAUGCAGUGCAGAUUUUUCGACUGAAAUUUACUUAAUCAGUUGCUUAUUUUUGUUUCUCAAAAGAUGUUGGAGAUCUGGCUGUAUUAUUGCUGUUCUGAUCUAUUACUGCAAGAUUGCAUAUAGAAUACUCUGGCAUAAAUGGCCUAUUUUCUGCUUAUUUUGGUGGUAACAGGAUGUAGUUGAAAUUUAAGAGAUUUUUUUCCUCAGACUGAGCAGUUCUGUGGGUGAGGGGAAAACUGCAGCAUAGUUCAUGUUAUUAAAUUUUAACUGAGGGCAAUCUAGAGCACUGUAUCUAUGAGGGAGUAUUGUUUUACUUAGAAACUGAAGAUAGAAAGAAUUUUAACCAAAGUACUUUUUGUCUAGCUCCAAAACCUUUUGUCUUGAUUUUAAGUAGAACUCGGAGCAGGACAUUUCUAUGCAUUAAUUUCUGUUUAGUCACUUAACUGGUAAUUAUGUCUGCCGUGAUGCUCCACCUGCAACGUUAAACUAAGGAUGCAGUUAUGCUGUCACUUGGAAGUAAUUCCACUUUCAUUAAAUGUAAAAGUUGCAGGAAACCUUGGAGCAGAAACUUGAUUGGUCUUAGUUGCAGUAGUGUCAGUGUCUUAGGUUUUCAGUGCUUGGGCUUUAUGGCACUUUCCAAGUUGAAACGGAGAUAUUAAAAAUACUUGUGUGGCUGCUCCCAAUUGCUGCUUUAAAUGAGUUGUGGAGUUUUGUGAAAUCCUGACUUGGACCUCUCUUGUAGGAACAAUACAAUAUCAAACAGCCCACAAGGUAAGAGCCAGUGUUCUGUUAAUGGUCUGGGGUAGCUUGCUGCAAUGUAACUAAAUCUAAGUAUUAUGACUCUAGGUCAUGUGACUUAUGUGGUUUAAUUAACUUAAAAUUGGAUAAUUCCAAAGCGCAUUUAUCUAACUUACAGAAUGUUAAUAUUUUUGUUUAAGUAUGUAUAAAUGAAGAUAAACUGCUUGUACGGUGGGUGUUAACAGAUUUUACUCACUAUCUCAGAUCUUAGUCUUCAUGGUUAACAUUGCAGAUAAAUCUACUAUUUUCAGCCAGUUUAUGGGAGUAUCACCCUUGUCUGCUAUGCAUUAUGGGAGUUGUUUGUUUGUUUGUUUGUGAUAACUUCUUAUUUUAGUUUGUAGAGUUGUAGCUAAAUACAAUUAAUUUAUGACUUAGCAAACUGGUUCAUUUGAGAGGGCUCCUUAAAUUUAAAUAUUAUUCCUGAAUUUAUCCCUGCUGAAUUUUAAGACUGUCUACUAUGCCAAUGAUGGCUAAAUAUCUAACAAAUUUAAGUUUAAAAGUUAGGAUAUAUAUUAAAAAAUUCCAAUAGGGAUGCGGGAAAUGAAUAGUAAUCACCAUUUGAUUACUGUGACAAUUUACAUAUACUUAAAGUCAAACUUAGAACCGGAGAUUUGGUAUAUAUUGUAUAUAGUUUAGUCAAAGACAGCACUGCUUCCUUAUAGGAAAGGUAAAUUCUAGUGCAAAAGAUGCAGUUAAGUAAAAUUUAAUAUUCUGAAGGAAUUUGCUUUACAAAAGAUUGUAUAUUUUCACCCUUUUAAGAGUUUUGUCUAAACUAUUGAGUUUUAGUUUUAUAUUACAGCAUAAGAGCUGAUAUUUGUAGAAACUUAGUUUACUAUUGAUGUGGGUACAUUGUACCAUUUCUCACCACCCAUAUAAUAGAUAAAAAGAAUUGCUGUAUACUGGAUCUGUCAUUUUGUUGUUUAGGUGCUAUAAUUUAUAGGACCAAGAUGGUAAAUGCCAACAUGUAAGUUCAAUAUUUCAACUUCUGUUUACUGUACUGACUACUUUGUUAAAAAUCAACACCCAUCUUUGGGCCCAAAAAUUACACUUGUAUUAUGCAUUUUUUAAAAAAAAAAUGAACUACAUGAACUAUACAAAAAAAAACAUGGUGCUUUUUAUUUGAAUUACAGCUGCUUUUAAGUCGUC